AAUCUUGAGCAAAGGAAACGCAUCCGCUGCACCGUCCACACAAUACCUUUUGCCCCGAAAUAUUUCUUCAGAAUGCGCGUUUUUGUGAUGAUGUGCUUUCUGGCCCUGGCGAGGGGGCAGUACGACUACACCCCAGUCUCGCAAGCCGGGGACGGACACGGAGGCCUGAUUGGAGCUCCCAUCUCCGGAUCAGCCCAGCUGUCGGAGCCGAUUGUGCCGGCCAACGAGUUCACCAAGGAGUUCUACACGUACAGCGCUCCGGAGCAGGAGUUCGACAACUCCCGCUCCGACGACCAGAUUGCCGGCCUGCUGAAGAAGAACCUCCGCGUCCUGUUCAUCAAGGGACCCGAGAACAAGGGCCUGGAGCAGGCGGCGCUCCAGCUGGCCACCUCCGCGUCCGACGACCGCACCGCCAUCUACGUCCUCAACAAGCAGGCCGACAUCGGCGAGCUGGCCAGCAAGCUCAACCAGGUCAAGCAGCAGGUCAGCCACAAGCCCGAGGUGCACUUCGUGAAGUAUCGCACCCAGAGCGACGCGGAGAACGCCCAGCGGACGAUCCAGGCCCAGUACGACCUGCUCCCAGGUGCCUCCAGCAAUCACAACGCCGGAUCCACGGGCCCGGUUCUGGACUUCGCCUCCAAGGCAUCUCUGGACGGGUCAGCGGCAGGCAUCGAUCUAGGUGCACCAUCGACCAGCUCCUACUUACCACCUCCGCACAGGAGGUUUUAGACAUAAGAGUACAGUAGAUGAGUAGCUUCAGUAACUAAGUAAUAAGUAAUAAAAAUCGAUCUAGAUAUAAAAA
Molecule: messenger RNA, 802 nt
Organism: Drosophila ficusphila
Lineage: Eukaryota; Metazoa; Arthropoda; Insecta; Diptera; Drosophilidae
Exons: 2
Coding region: 73-729 (218 amino acids)
Source: RefSeq, a predicted model, not a curated record